CUUGCCCUGCUGAGCUGUCAGGAUGUAUGGAACUAAUCUUCAUCCUCACUCCUAGAACCAGCAGAGAACAGCUCUGUCCCCUCCAUGGCGACCUUGGGCAAGUCACGGCCCUUUCUGGCUUUGUCGCCUCACCUCUCAGAGGGUUAACGCAGCCCUGGCUUCUUGGCCAGCAGACGCCUCAGGCCCAGGGCUGCUAUGGGGCACAGAUGGGGAAGCUCAAGGCCGGCGAAGAGGGUUCUAAGGUGGCCAGGUGGACCCAAAGGGGCUCUGACAGGCCAAAUCGCCACAUGAAAGUCGGCAGUCUGAGACCAGGGCCAGUGGGUGAGGCGCUCCAGGUGCCAGACAAAGACACCAAGGCCAUGAUGGGCACAGAAGACACACCUGGAGGCAAAGCCAGCCUGCAUCCUCAGGACUUGAGGCCAAGUGUGUUCCACAGCAUCAAGUUUUUCGUCCUGUGUCACAGCCUGCUGCAGCUGGCGCAGCUCAUGAUCUCCGGCUACCUCAAGAGCUCCAUCUCCACGGUGGAGAAGCGCUUCGGCCUCUCCAGUCAGACCUCCGGGCUGCUGGCCGCCUUCAACGAGGUGGGGAACACAGCCCUGAUCGUGUUCGUGAGCUAUUUCGGCAGCCGAGUGCAUCGCCCCCGGCUGAUUGGCUAUGGUGCUCUCCUUGUGACCGUGGCAGGCGUGCUCAUGACUGUCCCGCACUUCAUCUCAGAGCCGUAUCGCUAUGACCACACCAGCCCUGCGGACCUGUCUCAGGACUUUGAGGCAUCCCUGUGCCUGCCCACCAGAAAGGCCCCAGCCCCAGCCCCAGCCCUGUCCAACAGCAGCUGCUCAGGCUCCACGGAGGUCCAGCAUCUGGCCGUGGUAGGGAUCAUGUUCACAGCCCAGACCCUCCUCGGCGUGGGCGGGGUGCCCAUUCAGCCCUUUGGCAUCUCCUACAUCGACGACUUUGCCCACAGCAGCAACUCACCCCUCUACCUGGGGAUCCUGUUUGCAGUGACCAUGAUGGGGCCAGGCAUGGCCUAUGGGCUGGGAGGCCUCAUGCUGCGCCUUUACGUGGACAUCGAUCGAAUGCCAGAGGGAGGAGUUUGGCCUAACAUCAAAGGACCCCGAUGGGUGGGUGCCUGGUGGCUGGGCUUCCUCAUCUCUGCUGGCGCAGUGGCCCUGGCGGCCAUCCCCUACUUCUUCUUCCCCAAGGAGAUGCCCAAGGAGAAGCAUGAGCUUCGCUUCCGGCGCAAGGUCUUGGCAGUUUCCGACUCACCUGUCAGCAAAGGUGAGGACUCCCCAUCUGAGCAGAGCCCUGGAGCGUCUCCAGAAAAGAAGGAUGGCCUAGCCCAGAUGGCCCCAGACCUGACUGUGAUCCAGUUCAUCAAAGUGUUCCCCAGGGUGCUGUUGCGGACCCUGCGCCACCCCAUCUUCCUGCUGGUGGUCCUGUCCCAGGUGUGCAUGUCGUCCAUGGUGGCGGGCAUGGCCACCUUCCUGCCCAAGUUCCUGGAGCGCCAGUUCUCCGUCACAGCCUCCUACGCCAACCUGCUCAUCGGCUGCCUCACCAUCCCCUUGGCCAUCUUGGGCAUCGUGGCAGGGGGCAUCCUGGUCAAGCGCCUCCGCCUGGGCCCCAUGCACUGCGGCAUCCUUUGCCUGCUGGGGGCACUGUUAUGCCUACUCCUCAGCACACCCCUCUUCUUCAUGGGCUGCUCUACCCACCAUAUCGCGGGCAUCAACCACCAGCCUGGCGCCCAGCCUGGGCUGGAGCUAUUUCCAGGCUGCAUGGAGCCCUGCUCCUGCCCAUCCGAUGACUUUAACCCCGUCUGCGACUCCAGCGCGCGUGUGGAGUACCUCACGCCUUGUCACGCAGGCUGCACCAGCCGGCUAGUCCAGGAGGCUCGGGACAAAAGCCAGGUCUUCUACACCAACUGCAGCUGCGUGGCGGGGGGCGGCCCUGUGCCCGCGGGCUCCUGCGAGUCCUGCAGCCACCUGGUGCUGCCCUUCAUGAUCCUGGUCAGCCUGGGUGCAGCAGUGGCCAGCGUCACCCACACGCCCUCCUUCAUGCUCAUCCUAAGGGGAGUGAAGAAAGAAGAUAAGACUCUGGCUGUAGGGAUCCAGUUUAUGCUCCAGAGAGUCUUGGCCUGGAUGCCCAGCCCUGUGAUCCACGGCAGCGCCAUCGACACCACCUGUGUGUACUGGGCCCAGAGCUGUGGGCGCCGGGCCGUCUGUCGCUACUAUGACCACGACCUGCUUCGAAACCGGUUCAUCGGUCUGCAGUUCUUCUUCAAGACAGGCUCCCUGGCCUGCUUCGCCUUGAUUUUGGCCAUCCUGAGACAGCAGGAAAAAGAGGAGGGGACCAAGGCGACUAUGUCCAGCCCUGGCCUCCAGCAGCAGCUGUUAGUGUCUGGGCCAAAGAAGGAGCCUGAGGAAUCCAGAGUGUGAGCUAUCCCUGGGCCCCCCACCUUGGCCAAGAGUGGCAGCCACAGCAAGAGCCUUUGGCCUGAGAUUGGGUGUCGAGAGCCCCAUUUUCCAAUUCUGAGUCCUCUGCUCACUUGCUUUGUGGCUUUGGGCAAGUUACUGACCAUUUUGGGCCUUUGUUUUCUCAUCUGAACCAAAGAAUUACGUGGGGGGUUGCUGCGUUGGCCACUCCUGAAGCACUAGGGUUUCCCCGCUUUCUCCUCCAGCUGCACAGCUGACUUGAAACCAGGCUUUCCUGGGUGGAAGGACUGCAUCUCUUUCCCCAAGGGCCCUAGGAUGGAGAAGUGGACAGUAGUAGGCCAGGUGGCCCUGCACACUGGGUCCUGGCCCUUCUCUGCUGCUCACCUGGAGCGCCUCUCUGAGCCUCAGCCUCUACCUCUAUCAGGUGGACAUGAACUUGUCAGCUUUCAGGCUCCUUCCAACGGUGACCUUCUCUGUGGCCAGGAGGGACUCAGGUCUCCUCCCCAAGCCCGCUCUGCUGGAGGUGGAGCCUGUCCAGCCUCUGUUGAGAAGUGUCCAUUUGGCGCCCCCUGGAGGCAGAGCUCUGGGGACACCCACUGGGGAGGGAAUGGGUCACAUUCGGGACAUCCGGGCUGGGCAGGGCCUUCAGGACACCUGGUGUGAGGGUCCCAGGGGUCUUGGCUGAGCUGGGGGAUUCACUCUCUGGACUCAGGAAAUCCCAGCCCUUGCCCUCAGGGAGCUACAGUGUGGGUGACUGUGCCUUAGGGUCUCUGGUGGAGGGCAUUUUCUAACUUCAAGGACCAAGCAUUCAGCACAGACUCACUGGUACCAUUCAUUGCCAAGAUUUCACACCUUUGACCCGGGCCCACCUAAGCCACUGUGACUUUUGUGAUGAGAAUUCUAAUUUCAUCCCUUCCUAAGUGAUGUGGUGUCGCCUGGGGUGUGUAGACACCGUUUGGGUCUGUGACACCCCUGUUUUGGGGUAACAUCUGGUUCUCUGUGAUGCCUGGGUUGGCAUAAGAACCUGCUUUUGGGGUAAUGCCUGGGUUUGUGUAACAAGUGGUCCAUGGGAUGCUUGGGUCUGAACAAGCAGAUCUUGUCUGUGUCAGGCCUUGUCCUGGCUUGGCUUGUUUUAUGGCCAGUCUUCUCCGGCCUGGUUCUCUCUCUGGGAAGGGGAGAGUUUCUCCCUCUGCUCCUGUCCCAUUUGGUCCCCACCCAUCCCCAGCCUGGCUACUUGGGAGGCAGGAGGCGGGGAGCCAUCAGCAGGGGCUUCCCGAACCCUGUGUCCAGCCCUCUGCUGGGAGCUGGGGGAGAAGCUGGGGGCCUGGGGCGCACCUGGCUCUGGCCCUCUAUGCCUCUCUCAGUGGCAGGGCUUCGAGGCCAUCCCACAUGAAAGAAGAGAGAGGGACCAGAGUUCUCGGCCCCAUUUUUAUUCUACUAGCUGAUACCUUCAACUGUUUAACAAAUAUCUGAGCCUGUAUUUAUCCAUGCCAGGAAUUUCAAAGUCCUCCAACAAGAGAAGGCUCUGUGUACUUCAUACCCCUUUUCUUUCCCUCUUGUUUCCCAGAUUUUGCAGGAAUAACCUGGAAUUAUAGAUACAGCUCACUACUAAAUUUGUUCUUGCGUAAAGUC
Molecule: messenger RNA, 4058 nt
Organism: Sus scrofa (pig)
Lineage: Eukaryota; Metazoa; Chordata; Mammalia; Artiodactyla; Suidae
Source: RefSeq, a predicted model, not a curated record